Pseudoliparis swirei is the source of this 1028-nucleotide messenger RNA. It is a transcript of the gene ift22, whose product is annotated as intraflagellar transport 22 homolog (Chlamydomonas). Bases 227 to 787 code for a protein of 186 amino acids. NCBI's taxonomy places the organism in Eukaryota, Metazoa, Chordata, Actinopteri, Perciformes, Liparidae. The transcript has 5 exons. Gene Ontology annotation, cellular component: endomembrane system. Gene Ontology annotation, biological process: intracellular protein transport. The record is from RefSeq and is a predicted model, not a curated record. Gene Ontology annotation, molecular function: GTPase activity.
GUCUCACACCAACAUCCGGCUAACAUCAAUUCACGGAGAUCAUUAACACUUUGUACAUUUAACGUUACGUUGCGUGAAACUCAAAACCCACCAUAAGAAUCAUUUAUAUAUAUAUACUCAGAUUAGAACUGAGUGGUGUGUUUUCCUUAUUUUUGGGACGUAGUUCAACCAGAGCUUCUUCAGGGAAGUUAGCUCGUAAGCUAACGUGAAUGCUCGGCGAGUGGAAAUGUUCAAAGCAAAAAUACUCUUUAUUGGCCCCAACGAGAGUGGGAAAACAGUUCUUGCUAAUUUUCUCUCGGACACAGUAGAAAAUGUGGAAGGUGAAUACAGACCUACUCGAGGAGUGAGGAUCCUGGAAUUUGAAUCCCAACUUGAAGGAAGUGGCGACAAUGCAAAAUGUGAAGUUGAACUUUGGGACUGCUCAGGAGAUUUUAAAUUUGAAUCAUGCUGGCCUGCAAUGAUAAAGGACUCCAGCGGUGUGGCGAUCAUUUUCAACCCCGAUGUUCCAAGUCACCUCCAAGAAAUCGAGACGUGGUAUUCGAUGUUCAUCUCCUCUCAAGGCUUGCAGGACAAACAGUGUUUGCUCAUGGCUCAUCACAAGCCCGGCAGCACCGUGGAAGACGGACGGCUGCCUUUAGCCUCGCAUUUGGGCCGACUGGCGCUCGUUCACUCCAACCUGGAGGAGGAGCCAGAGGACGCGAGGCAAGCUUUCUGCAGAUACUUGGGAAAUGUCGUAAACACAAUGUCGGAAAGUCGAGAGCGAGAGGAGAUGUCCAUCAUUACAUAGCGGCGGAAUCUGUAAAAUAUGCGCGGAUACAUUCUUGUUGGCAUCUGUAAUCUCUCUUGAAGACACAUUCAUGAGCACUUCCCAUUGUUUAAUUUUGAAUACAUCUUCGCUGUCAUUCAGCUGUGCGGGAAACAGCCGCCUGUUUUUUGUGGUUGUUACUUUUGUGUUUGUCAUUUAUGAAUUAAUAAUAACCCAACUCACUCACUUUGGAAAUAAAUACUCAAGAGAUAACCAAAGUAGA